AGCGCUGUCCUGCCACCCAUGGGGACGCUCAUGGCCAAGUUGCUCCUGCCCACCCUCAGCAGCCUGGCCCUGCUGCCCACCAUCAGCGUUGCCGCCAAACGCCGCUUCCACAUGGAAGCCAUGGUCUACCUCUUCACCAUGUUCUUCCUGGCUCUCCACCACGCCUGCGCCGGGCCCGGCCUGUCCAUGCUCUGCUUUCUGCGGCACGACGUCCUGGAGUACUUCAGCAUCUACGGCACAGCGCUGAGCAUGUGGGUGUCCCUCAUGGCGCUGGCCGAUUUCGACGAACCCCAGAGGUCGACCCUGGUGAUGCUGGGUGUGCUGACCAUCGCCGUGCGGACCUACCACGACCGCCAGGGCUACGGCGUGUACUCGGGCCCCAUCGGCACUGCGGCACUCAUCAUUGCCGCCAAGUGGCUAAGGAAGAUGAAGGAGAAGAGGGGCCUGUACCCCGACAGGAGGGUCUACACCCAGCAAGUUGGUCCUGGCCUCUGCUUCGGGGCCCUGGCUCUCAUGCUGCGCUUCUUCUUCCAGGAGUGGGACUACACCUACGUACACAGCUUCUACCACUGUGCCCUGGCCAUGGCCUUCGUCCUGCUGCUGCCCAAGGUCAACAAGAAGGCCGGCGACGCAGGGGCCCCAGCCAAGCUGGACUUCUCUACCCUGUGCUGCGCCUGUGUCUGAGGGUGCCCAGUGCGGCCCUGCCCCUCCCCAGCCACUCUGCCGUGUCCCUCCCACCAGUGUGUCUGGGAUCGACGGUCGCUUCCACUUCGUCUGCAGACCCAGGACUGGCACGGUGUCGCCCUGUCCGUUAUGCGCAGCGCUCAGCCCACUAUCAUCAGCCCAGAGCCCCCGCCGGGAGGAGCUGACCAUCGGGGGCUGUGUCUCCACUAGGCUCUGCCGUUUUCUCAUGAAAUCUGUUGUCACUUCUGUCCCCUUCCCAGGCUGUGAAUGUCCCCAAGAAGGCCAGCUCUACCCAGGCUGGGGCCUGCCUUGCGCCCCAUGUCCCCAGCUGGGCCUGGCUCUGUGGCUACAUAAUGAUCAGGGGCACCCCGCCCGCCACCUGCUGCCUUUCCAAUGCUUUAUUCAGGUCCCCGGGAGAG
Molecule: messenger RNA, 1103 nt
Organism: Octodon degus (degu)
Lineage: Eukaryota; Metazoa; Chordata; Mammalia; Rodentia; Octodontidae
Gene: Mymk
Product: myomaker, myoblast fusion factor
Exons: 5
Coding region: 19-684 (221 amino acids)
Cellular component (GO): plasma membrane
Source: RefSeq, a predicted model, not a curated record